AUGACAAAGACCUCCGAACAAGAGGGAGAUGAGGGUACUUUGAGGUACCGAGGCAGACUAUGUGUUCCAGAUAUUGAUGAGCUUAGAGAGCGAAUUAUGUCAGAAGCUCACAAUUCCAGUAUCCAGAUGGCACCAUUUGUAGCUCUGCAUAUGCGAAGGUGUAGAUCACCCAUUGGUUUAUUUGAAGUUGGUGAAAUAGAGUUAUUGGGACCAUAUUUAGUUUAUCAAGCCAUGGAGAAAUUCAAGUUGAUCCAGGAGCGUUUGAGGAUGGCUCAAAGUCGCCAAAAGUCCUUCAUGGAUGUCUCACCUAUGAAAGGUGUGAUGAGAUUUGGCAAGAAAGAGAAACUUAGUUCCAGAUAUAUUGGGCCAUACAAAAUCUUGCGAAGGAUUGGUCAAGUGGCUUAUGAGCUUGAGUUGCCACAAGAAUUGGCUGUUGUGCACCCAGUGUUUCAUGUAUCCAUGUCGAGAAAUCCUAGAGUUAUACUUAGCUCCCCUCGACUAAAUAAGUCAAAUUCUUUUCCUUGUGCAGCUAGCCGUGGCUACUCUUCCACGACAAGUUUCAAUUUCCCAUCAUCUCCCAAAGCUUCAAAAUUCACUAGGUCAUCUUCGUUUCCUGGAACUCAGUCAUCAUUUUCUACACAGUUGAUUUUGUCAUCCAAUAAUAAGUACGAUGUGUUCUUGAAUUUUAGAGGUGAAGACACUCGUAUGACAUUCGUUGAUCAUCUUUAUGGGUCAUUGGUAUCCAAAAAAAUUCAAACUUUCAAAGAUGACGAAUGUCUAGUGAAAGGAAAACGCAUAGAAGAAGGACUUUUGAAGGCAAUUCAAUCAUCAAAAAUUGCUAUCCCUGUUUUCUCAAGAAAUUAUGCGUCAUCAAAAUGGGUUAUGAACGAACUUGUAGAGAUUAUGGAAUGUCAGGAAAGGCUAGGGCUAAUUGUUUUCCCCGUCUUCUACGAUGUGGAACCAUCUGAUGUACGACAUCUUAAGAAUGAAUUUGGCAAAGGAUUUGCUGAACUUGAGGAGCAAAACCAGGAUGAUAACUCUAGUUUGACAAAAUGGAAGAGAGCGUUGAGGGAAGCUGCCGAUAUCGCUGGCUUUCACGUUCGGAAGAUCCAUAAUGGGAGUGAAUCAGGGUGCAUCAAUGAGAUUGUUGGAGAAGUGGUUCAAAGAUUAAGAGAUGCAGAUUCUAAUGGAUUAAUGAAUGUUGAAUUCCAUGUGAAAAGAAUAACUCCAUUGCUACGGAUGGGGUCAGAUGAGGUGUUAUUUUGUGGAAUCCAUGGACGUAAUAAGAUAGAUACAAGUAUUAGAUCGGCCAUUGCGAAAGCCGUCUUUUGCAUGUAUUACGAGCAAUUUGAAGGGUUUUGCUUCCUUUCUGCAGUUGGUGAAAUAUCAAAGAAGAAAGGACUAGCAUCUAUAGUGAGAACUUUUUUGUCAGAUCUUUUGAAAUAUGAUCAAAGAUUAAAUAUUACUGAGAGAGUUGAUUACUCAGGUGAUGACGAUGGAGGAAUGAUGGCAAUGAGUGAUAGAUUACGUUACAAAAAAGUGUUAGCAGUACUUGAUGGUGUGGAUGACGUGGCCCAAUUACGAGCUUUGGUUGGAAAUUCUACCUGGUUUGGCAAUGGCAGCAGAAUUGUUAUUACAACGAGGGAUAAACAUGUCUUGCUCAACCAUGGAGUUGAUCAAAUUUAUGAGGUCUCUUCCCCGACAAUGAUGCACAAAGCAUUCAACAGCCAUUUUUGA
Messenger RNA from Lycium ferocissimum, 1737 nucleotides. Its product is annotated as disease resistance protein Roq1-like. Gene Ontology annotation, molecular function: ADP binding. The record is from RefSeq and is a predicted model, not a curated record. Bases 1 to 1737 code for a protein of 578 amino acids. The transcript has 5 exons. NCBI's taxonomy places the organism in Eukaryota, Viridiplantae, Streptophyta, Magnoliopsida, Solanales, Solanaceae. Gene Ontology annotation, biological process: defense response; signal transduction.